AUGGAGAUUAAAGAUAGAAAUAAAAGUUAUGAAAGAAAUAAUGUGGAUGUUGCAGUUAUUGGUGUAGGUUUUAGAGUUCCAAGUGGUAAUUUAACAAAAUCAAUUUCAAAUACAAAUGAAUUAUGGAAUGGUUUAUCGAGUGGAUUCAAUGGUAUCGUAGAAACAUCUGAAAGAUGGUCUGAUAACUAUGCUGCUACAGGUGAUAUCGUUUGUAAAUAUGCUGGUCUUAUUCCGCUUGAUGAAUGGAAAUCAUUUGACCCUAUUUUCUUUGGUAUCCAUCCAAGUGAUGACAACGUCAGUUCUAUCGAUCCUCAACAAAGAAUGCUUUUAAAAUGUACAUGGGAAGCAUUAGAAGAUAGUGGGAUAGAUCCAAUAACAUUAAGAGGUUCAAACACAAGUACUUUUAUGGGUUCUUCUACUAAUGAUUAUUCUACAAUCAACAGGUCUCCAUUAGAAACUCAGAGUAACAUAUUUGGCUCAUCAACUCAUUCGAUUGCCAAUAGAAUAUCAUAUUGUUUUGAUUUUCGUGGCGAAUCAUUUACCCUCGAUACUGCAUGUAGUUCAUCGUUAAUUGCAAUUAACCUUGGCUACAAGUCAAUUAAAGAUGGUGUUUCAGAUUUAUCUAUCGUAGGUGGUGUUAAUUUCAUUAUUGAUCCUCAUAUUUCAAAAUCAUUUACCCAGUUAGGUAUGUUAAGUCCAACUGGAAGGUGCCACUCUUUUUCAUCAGAUGCUGAUGGUUAUAUACGUUCAGAAAGUGUUGGAGUUGUAGUAUUGAAGAGUUUAGAACAGGCAAUCAAAGAUGGUAAUAACAUUUAUUGUGUUAUCAAAGGCUCAAGUUCAAAUGUAGAUGGUAACUAUGAUAAAUCAAACUUUUAUUCACCAUCAAAAUCAUCACAAUAUGAAAAUAUUAAAUCAGCAAUCGAAUCUACCAAUGGUCAAAUCAAUGCAUCAGAUGUUGAUUAUGUUGAAUGCCACGGUACUGGUACACCAACAGGAGAUCCAAUAGAACUAGAAGGUAUUUCGAAAGUAUUCAAAGAUACAAACAAACAAAUUUUAAUUGGUUCAAUUAAAUCAAAUAUUGGUCAUGGUGAAGCAUCAUCAGGUGUAAUUUCAUUAAUCAAAUGUUGUGUCAUGUUUAAAAACCAAUCAUUUGCCCAAAAUAUCAACUUUAAAUCACCAAAUCCUGAUAUCAAAUUUGAAGAAUGGCGUCUAAAAGUUGUAACUGAACCAACACCAUUCAAUAGUAAUAAAAACACUGUUAUGGCUAUAAAUAACUUUGGUAUUACUGGUCAAAACUCAAAAAUAAUAAAUAAAAAGUAUUUAAUACCAUUUUCAUCCAAUUCAUCAACUUCACUUGAUAGAUACAAACAAAUUAUUAUGGAUCAAUCAGACAUAUUAGAUUUUAAUCAAUUUGCAAAUAAUCAAAUCAAAUAUAAAUCAACAUCACUCGUUCAAAGAUCAGUUAUUAUUGCAAGUGAUUGGAAUGAAUUUAAUGAUAAACAAAACCAUCUAAUAUCAUCAAAAGCAAAUACACUUUCAAAUAUUACAAUUGAAAAUAAGAGCCCAUUUACAGUUAUUGUUAUUUGCGGCCAAGGAUCACAAUAUAAUCGAAUGGCAUUAGAACUCUACAAAAAUGAAAUAAUAUUCAAACAAUGGGUAGAUAAAUUCGAUAAUGAACUUUUCAAAUACUAUGGGUACUCUGUUCUAGAAAAGCUAAGAUCAUUCGAUGAUAAUGAUAUGAAAUCAGUACAUGCUCAUACAAUUGCACAACCAUCAAAUAUUAUGAUUCAAGUAUCAUUAUUCGAACUAUACAAACACUGGGGUAUCAAAGCAGAUUUAAUCGUUGGUCAUUCUCUUGGUGAAAUAUCGGCAUCAUAUUGCUCUGGUAUGAUUGACUUUGAAACAUUAUGUUAUUUAGUAUACAACAGAUCCAUUGCUCAAAAUAAAACAACUGGUACUGGUAGAAUGUUAUCUGUUAAUAUAAGUGCCGAAGAAUAUAUUUCAAAUUAUUCAUCAAAAUACCCAACAGUAAACAUUGCUUGCUAUAACUCACCAUCAUCAAUUGUAAUCGCUGGUAAAGAACAUUUAUUAGAUGAAAUUGUUGUUGAUUUAAAAUCAAAAGAUAUAUUUUGUGCAAUGCUUGGAACAUUAUCAUCACUCCAUACUUCCAGCCAAUUAGUUAUUAAAGAUGAAAUAUGUUCAAUGAAAAUUAAAUCAAAUCAAUCAACAACACCUGUUUUUUCAACAGUCACAACCAACCUAUUUAAUCACGAAACAACACCAUUCAAUUCAGAAUAUGUAUUUGAAAAUGUUUUACAACCAGUAAGAUUCACUCAAACCAUUUCAAACAUAUACAAAUACAUUGAAGAAAACAACUAUGGUAACGAAGUAACAUUUAUCGAAGUUGCACCACAUCCAACACUAUCAUUCUAUUUAAAUCAAAUGAAAUCAAAACAAUCACCAUAUUUCAAUAAUGGAGAUAAAAUAACUAUUCAUUCACCACUUCACAAAAAGAAAAAUGACUAUGAUGAGUUUUUAAAAACAAUUUCAACACUUUAUGUAAACCACUCAUUUAAUAUCAAUUUUAAAUCACAAAUAGAUAACAACAAUAGUAUUAUCGGCAACAUUUCAGUCAAUUGCUUACCACUAUAUCAAUGGGAUGAUAAAAUGUAUUUCAAAAAUAAUUCAACAUAUGAAAAGAUUAAAAAAGAAGGACCUCCAAUUCAACAUCUUGGUAAUACAAAUGAAUUACCAUUUAAAUCAUAUCAAACAUUUAUUAAUACUAAAAAACUACCAUUCCAAUGGUUAAAAGGACAUCAAGUAAAAGGCAAAUACUACUUCCCAGGAUGUGGAUAUGUUAUAAAUUUAUUUAACAUUUAUCCAAAUCAAGAUAUUACAAUCAAUAAUAUCGAAUUUAGAACACCAUUAAUCUUACAAGAUGGAGUCAAUCAAUGUUUACAAACAACAAUCAACACACUAUCAAAGAAUGAAUACAAUGUCAAAUCUCAUUUCAAAGAUACAACAACAAAUCAAUGGGUAUUAUGCUCCACUGGUAACUUUAGUCUAUUCAAACAUGGUAAUGAAAUUAACAAAAUAAAUAUUGAUAAAUUAAAAACCAAAUGUAAUUUCACCAAACUAUCCAAAUCUGAUCUUUAUGAAUCAAUUAAAAUCAAAACUGGAUUAACUUAUAAAGGACUAUUCCAAGCUGUCAAAGAGUGUUAUAUUGGAGAUAGUUGUUCACUUUCAAUUGUUUCAUUAAAUGAAAUUCAAAAUCAAAAUGAAUUUAAUCAUUUACUUGAAAACGAUUCAAUGAAAUCAUUCUUUAAUGCUGCAAUACUAGAUUCAUGCCUACAUGGUAUGCUAAGUUUCAUUAAACAUCAAUGUCAAAUUGUAUUAGAUAGAAUCGAAGGAUUGAGAUAUUUUUCAGCAAAUAUACCACCAAAUAAUCAACAAUCUGAAUUAUAUGUAUAUUCUGAAAUGAAAUCAAGAAUUGACUCAUAUUCAUACUCUGGAUCAAUUCAAAUAAUGCUUAGCGACGGUAAAUUAUUAGUUGAUAUUAAAAAUAUUGUUUGCACAUCACUUACACCAAUCAUCGACAACACACUAAUUAUUCCACCACCAUCAAAUGAAAUCUACACUCCAUAUCAACAAUCAAAAGACUCUGUAAUUAACAAACCAGAAUCAUUCAAACAUUUAUACCAAAUUGAUGAACUAAGUGUCAAAGAUGAAGAUAGUGAAUUAAUAUCAAAUGAACAUUUAUUAUCACUCUUUUAUACACAUAUCAAUCAAAGAUGUCCAGAUAUCAACAAUGAUAUAUUAUCAACAAUCGAUUACAACCAAUUUAAACAACUUUAUUACAGAGAAUCAAUAAAUGAAAACUUUUUUAUUUUUAUUUUCGAAAAUUUAAAAAAAUAUAACGAAUUAGAAAAUAUAAAACAAAUAAACCUAUUCGAUAUACAACCUAAUAAAAAUGAAAAACUUUUUGAAAGAACCACCAAAAUAAUGGCAAAACAAAUAUUCCCAUUAGAAAAUGAUGACCCAUACACUGACACAGCUCAAUCCCUUUUUGAUGGUGGGUUUUUAGAAGAAUAUUACCAAACAUCAAAAGUUGUUCAACCAUUAAACAAUCUAUUAAGUGAAAUAAUAUUAGAAACUAUCAAACCAAUUGUUAAUGAACCAAUUGUAUUCAGAAUAUUAGAAUUCGGAGGUGGUGUAGGCUCAUUGUCAAUUCUUGUCCUUGAAAAGAUUAAUAAACUAUUAGUCGACAAUCCAUCAUCAAACAUUGAUAUUGAGUUUACUUGGAGCGAUAUUUCUGCAUCAUUUUUUACUGACAUCAAAGAAAAGUUUUCAAAUAUUAAAGGAAUCAAUAUUAUUUAUCGUGUUCUCGAUUUAGAAAAAGAAUUCAUUGAUCAAGAAUUAAAACCAUCAUAUUAUGAUAUGGUUAUAAUGUCAAAUGUAUUACAUGUUGUAAAACAACUUAAAUUCAGUUUAAAUGAAAUUUAUAAUAUUUUAACACCAAACGGCCAAUUAAUUUAUAUUGAACCACCAUAUAAAUCAAUAAUAUUUGAUUCUGCACUCGGUGGAUUCUCUCAAUGGUGGCCAUCAACAGAAGAUAUAGAAAUUAGAAAAGAUAGAUGUUGUAUGGAACAAUCAAGUUGGUACAAACUAUUAGAUGAAUGUAAUUAUAAAGAUACAAUAAUGUCUGGUAAUGAUAACCAAGUAUUUUUAAUUCAAACAAGAAAACCAUCAAUAAAUGAAACAGUUUUAUCAAAUACAGAAUCAAUGGAACAAUUGACAUCAUUCAAUAACAUCAUAUUAUUUGGAAAUAGUGAUAAUUAUAAAAUCAACCAAUUAUUUAAAUCAAAUAAUCAAUUAAAAACCAAAAUACAUCAAAUGAACAGUUUCAAAGAGUUUAAACAUUGGCUUCAACAAUCAAUCGAUUCAAUUAAACAAUGUAAAACAUUAAUAAUGUUUAUGAAAACAAUUGAUACAUUAGAUGUAACCAACUUUAAAGAGAUAACAUUCGAAUACAUUCAAAUUAAUCAAAGCAUACUUCAACAUGAACUUUCAGAUUACUUUACACAUGUUAUAAUAUCAGUAAACUCAACAUCUGAUAACUACUUAUCAUCAUCAAUCGUUGGUGCUGCAAGAUAUUUUGUAGAAUUUCCACAAUUAAAUCUAUUCACAUUAAACUUUGAUAAUAUUUCACUUCAAAAUGAUAACAUACUAUCACUUAUCGAUAUAUUAAUAAAUCCAACAUCAAAUAUUCAAAGAGAAUUUACAAUUACAAAUAACACAGUUUAUUAUGAAAGAUAUAAAAAACAAAGCAAAUUUAAACAAACAUUUAAAUCUGAAUCAUUUGAAACAAACAAAGACAACUUAAUGGUUCAACUUGAUCCAAAUUUAGAAUAUGUAUUAAAAACUAAAAAACAACAAUUAAAACCAAAUGAAAUCGAAAUCGAAGUUAAAGGUACUGGUAUCAAUUAUAAAGACUAUUUAAUGUAUAUUGGUCAAAUAUCAAACAAUCUUGACCUCAAUUAUGGUAAAGAAGAAGAAUCUGAAAAUGGUGCAAACCAAAUUCCUAAUAUUGGUAAUGACUUUAGUGGUAUUAUAACUCGUUGUGGAAGCAAUGUAAAAAAAUUAAAAGUUGGUAAUGAAGUAUUUGGUAUAGCUUCGAAAACUAGUGGAUCACAUGUAGUUAUAGAUUACAGAUAUUCAUAUUAUAAACCAAAUAAUAUGAACUAUGUACAAGCAGCAUCUAUCCCAUCGAUUUAUGUUACAACAUUACACAGUAUAUUCUAUACUGGUAAUUUACAAUCAGAUCAAACAAUUUUAAUUCACUCAGCAACAGGUGGUGUCGGUCUAUCCUCAUUAGAACUUUUAAAGUAUAAACAACACAAAGGUUAUAUAUUUUUAACAGUUGGUUCAAAAGAUAAAGAACAAUACUUGAUCAAUAAAUAUGGCUCAUUUAUUACUGGUAUCUAUUCAUCAAGAAAUAAAAACUAUGUUGAACAAAUAAAAAAUAAAUUAUUAGAGCUGGAAUGUGACAAAGAUCAUCAAGGUGUAGAUUUAAUAUUAAAUACAUUAUCAUCAGAAUAUAUGGAUUCAAAUUUCCAAUGUUUAAAUAGCCAUGGAAGAAUUGUAGAUCUUUCAAUUACACAUUUAACACCAAAUGAUUAUAUGACAAACAAUCACUUUAAAUACAACUAUGGAUAUAAUAAUGUAGAGCUUGUAGAGUUUUCAGGAUCAUUAUUUAAAUAUUAUUUAAAAAAAAUAGUUAAAAUGUUCAAUUCAAACAAAUUAGAACCAAUUCCAAUCAUUAAGUAUUCAAAUAGUCAAUUCAAAAAUGCACUAGAAUAUAUCAAUCAAAGACAACAUAUAGGCAAAAUCGUAGUAAACCAUGAUACUGAUAUGUUAUUAAAGGUACUCAAUGAACAACAACAAAAUGAUUCGGUAAUAAUGAAGAGCAGUUAUGAUAUAUCAAGAUUAGAUAUUGGUAAAAACGUAUUAGUAACAGGUCAAACAGGUAUUAUAUUAGAAAUAAUGAAAUGGCUUGUUAAAUAUUCAAACAAAUCAAUCGAUAAUAUUAUAAUUCUAUCAAGAUCACCAUUAAAAUGGGAAUUAGAACUAUUAAUCAAUCAAACUAAACAUCAAAAAGAUAAUACAAUUAAAUUCCACUUUAAUCAAAUCGAUAUUGAAGAUAGCACCGAAAUUCAAAAUGUAAUAAACCAACUAGAGUCCAAUUCAAACAUUACAAAUAUCGAUACAGUAAUGCAUUUUGCAUUUGUAAACGAUAUUGGUGAUGUUCGAGAUAUCGAUAUGAAUCGUUUAAAUAUUGCACAUGGUGCAAAAACAAUUGGUGCAAUCAAUUUACAUAAUGAAUCAAUUCAACGUUCAUGGAAAAUAAAACAAUUUUUAAUGGCAUCAUCUGCUUCAUCAAUUGUUUCUAUAGAAAGACAAUGUUGUUAUGUUAGCGCUUGUAAUGUAACUGAUUCAUUAUCAAAAUACAGAAUGUCCAUUGGAUUACCAUCAUUAUCAGUUAAUUUAGGUGCAAUAUCAUCAACUGGUGUUGUUUCAAGAAAUGAUGCAAUCGAAACAAUGUUCCAUAGUUCAUUAUUUAAACUAAUUUCACCACAAUUAAUUUUAAGCUCUUUAGACUUAUUCAUUCAAAAUAAUAGCAAAUAUUCAAAUUAUUGUUUAUCAGAUUUCGAUUUUGAAAACUUACAAUCAAAUAAAUCAAACUAUCACCUUUCUAAACUUGAUUAUCAAACAAAUAUGAUUAGAAAAACAAAUAAAUCAAUCAAUUCAAUAAGUGGUGAUAAUGAUGAAAGCAUGAAACAAUCAAUUAUAAACAAGAUUUCAGAACUAUUAUCAAUAGAUGAAUCAAAAAUAAAUCUAGAUCUCCAAAUGACACAAUAUGGAUCUGAUAGUUUAAUGCAAGUUCAAUUAAAAAACUGGAUAGAUAAUCAAUUUGGACAUAAUUUAAUUACCAUUCAACAACUACAAAACAAUAAAAUUUCACAAACGAUAGAAAUUAUUACCAAACUCAAAAUGUCAAAUAAAACCAAACAAUUAUUAAAAUCAAUUGGUUCAUAUGAUGAAAAAUAA
Messenger RNA from Dictyostelium purpureum, 7608 nucleotides. RefSeq lists its product as uncharacterized. The record is from RefSeq and is a predicted model, not a curated record. Gene Ontology annotation, biological process: fatty acid biosynthetic process. The transcript is spliced from 3 exons. Gene Ontology annotation, molecular function: oxidoreductase activity; 3-oxoacyl-[acyl-carrier-protein] synthase activity. The coding region runs from base 1 to 7608 and encodes 2535 amino acids. NCBI's taxonomy places the organism in Eukaryota, Evosea, Eumycetozoa, Dictyosteliales, Dictyosteliaceae.